Molecule: messenger RNA, 243 nt
Organism: Paracoccidioides lutzii Pb01
Exons: 2
Coding region: 1-243 (80 amino acids)
Source: RefSeq, a predicted model, not a curated record
AUGGGAGGUAAUAUCUCUAUUCGAGUACAUAGAUAUGCUGACUGCCUUGAGGACUUCGAAGGGAAAGCAUUUUUUGCAUCAAAACAUUAUUUCUCCAGCAACGGCUCUACUCACGGACCAGCAUCAAAAAUGGGCUCCAAAAAUCCAGACGCUGUCCACCUGGGUAUUAUUUCCACCGUCAUGAUUAAUCCGAUAGGGAUCAUUCACCCAAUAGAGCCAAGUCACAUCCAAUACCUGUCUUAA